Messenger RNA from Calypte anna (Anna's hummingbird), 1579 nucleotides. It is a transcript of the gene FAM167B, whose product is annotated as family with sequence similarity 167 member B. The coding region runs from base 673 to 1296 and encodes 207 amino acids. The record is from RefSeq and is a predicted model, not a curated record. The transcript has 2 exons. Lineage: Eukaryota; Metazoa; Chordata; Aves; Apodiformes; Trochilidae.
CGGGGCAGGGGGCCGUAGGGCAGCCGGGGUAGGCUCGUCCCAUCCCUCCCCUGCUCCCGGAGCGUUCCCGGGCAGAGCUGCCACCCCCAGAGGGGUGAAAAAGGAGCAGCGGAAGGAUCCUAACCCGGUUCCACCUUAAGGGCCCGGUCGGGGUGUGGGACUCCGGCUGCCCCCCGGCUCCUCUCCCCGUUCCCCCCACAUCCCCCCCACCCCGCAGGGUUAUUUUUCCUUCCUUGGGUUUUUUUUGGCACCCUAGCCUCGGGUGCAGGAGGUGAUAAAUCAUCCCCUUGCCAGGACGUCCCGGUGAAGCCUUCUUCUCCGGGAACAGGGAGUCUCCUCCCAGCUGGAGACAACAAUGCUAAAAAAAAAGGGAAACAAAAAAUAGACAUAAACCCGUCACGAACAAAACUUUAAAAAAACCCAACAACCUCCUUUGCACUUCGCUGGAUAAGGAAAGUUCCUGACGGUUGGAACUGUCCUCGGCGACCCCGACCUUUAUUGUUCCGGGGGUGGAUAAAUAGCCGGGACUCACCGGGGGGCGAUGUGUGUGUCUGUGUGUAUAUACAUAUAUAUAUGUGUGUGUGUGUAUGUAUAGCAGCUCCAUUUGCACGGGGGCUUUGAGGGUAGGGACAGGUCACUCCCGGGUUUAGCGCUGUGGCUGUGGAUGCCACCAUGCCCUUGGACCAGCUGAAGUUCAAGGAGCUGGGUGAGGAGGAGCCCACCUGGGAGGAGGAGAGCCUGGACAGCCUGAAGGCUUUGACGGCCAAACUGAAGCUGCAGACCCGGAGACCUUCUUACCUAGAAUGGGAAGCCCGGGUGCAGGGACAGCCCUGGCGCAGCCGGACCCCCGGAGGGGCAGAUCAGGGCCCUGGGGACGAGUGGGAUGGUGGCAUCUGUGGCUUUGCCACCAUGGAGGCGGCUCUGGAGUGGCUAAGGACGGAGCUGUCCCAGGUGGGUUUGUGCCCCGACAGACCCGCUGGCCGGGUCAGUGGCUGUUCCUGUUCCAUCCCUGAUGCCCAUCUCCCCAAGCAGCAGGAGAUGCAGGCUGUGGACCAGCGCCUGGCACAGCAGCUGAUGGGCCUGCGGGCACGGCUGCACCGGCUGAAGGUGGAGCAGGCCUGUCACCAGCACAAGGAGAUGCUGGACGAUGCUACCUUCGGCCUCGAGGGCUGCGAGGAAGACUCUGACUUGCUCUGCAACAUCCCUCCCAAGGCUGCCUUCCUGCUCUCCGUGCCCCUCAAGCACAUCGGUGUCACCCGCAUGAACAUCAACUCCCGAAGGUUUUCCCUCUGCUGAAGGUGCUGGAACCUCUCUGCUCCCAGCCCGGGUGGGUGUGUUGGACCUGAUGGGGCUCUCAGGUCCCUCCCAAGAUGCCUCGGGGACUGUGGAGCUGCUGCAAGGGCUGAGAUACCUCAGGACAGGGGGUGCUGAGUUGUGGUGCAGUGCCACACCACGGUGACAUGGGAAAUGCCACUGUCCUGUUGGGCAUGGGGUGUUUUGGGGCACCCAGUACCUUGUCCCUAGGGAUGUCAGGGCCAACCACAGUGGAAAAUGUAAGGAACAGCACUUUGAGGUGGAA